Messenger RNA from Cylicostephanus goldi, 629 nucleotides. The record is from the annotation of a GenBank genome assembly. Lineage: Eukaryota; Metazoa; Nematoda; Chromadorea; Rhabditida; Strongylidae.
AGCGGAGUGAAACCGGCAGAAGCGCAAAAAUUAGCGGAGAAUGCUGUGAAUGAGGCUCAACAACGAAUAACUGCUCAAAGAAAAGCGAAAGUUGAAGGAGUCAAAGCAGAAGAAGAAGCGGAAGAAGCGAAAAAAAUACAGAGGGCCGAAUCCGAACAGAAAUUCUAUGAUUAUGCGAUGCAGAUGGCUGAAAAAAUGCUUUAUCACGACGACAUGGUUACCCCUGGCAUGAAAGCUCGAAAGACUAUCAAACCUGAUCCAGCUGUUCCAUCUUUACUAAAGACUUCAAAACGACUCGGCAUUUGGAAGAGCCUUGAUGACUGUCAAGAGUUGGAACUCGGGUUUUGGAAAGAUUGGGAUUUGAGAGCGGCGAGGAUCAUGAAUCAAUCGCUUGGUCCCGAGAACUCAUUUGAAGAGCAAAUAAAAUGGACCGAAGACGGCAAGCAGUGGCCAUAUCCAAUCGAUAACGAGUAUUUGAUGGGACCUGAAGCUGAUGUUCCUUUCUACGAGCACAUCUUCCUUGAGAGACAUCUUGCCGGACUGGGAUUGCCAAAAGAGGGACCAAUAGCUCAUUUUAUGGAACUUGUGAGUAUGGGCUUGAACGCUAUUUUUUUAAUUACAACAUAGGG